GCAGCAGCAGCCGAAGCAGCGACGCGGUGGCGGGCUGCGGGCGGGCGGUGUGAGGAACGGCGGCGGAGCGCGGGGCCGCCGGGAAGCUAGGGCGCCGGGACGCCCCUUGUCCAGUCCUCUCAGGCCGUCAGGCCCCCUCCAGCCGGGGCCGUGGAGCACCGGGGCAAAGGCCGGGGCCCUCCCAUGAAGGAGCGCGACGCGGCCCCGGCCGAGCGGGGCAAGCCGGCCACCUACACCGGGGACAAGAAGGCGAAGAUGGCGGCCAAGACCAACAAGAAGUGGGUCCGGCUCGCCACGGUCUUCGCCUACGUGCUCUCCGUGUCGCUGGCCGCCAUCGUACUGGCCGUCUACUACAGCCUCAUCUGGCAGCCGGUGGGCGCCGGGACCUCGGGGGGAGCCGCCGGCCCGCCCCUCACCGUCUCCAACGCCACCGGCCCGUCUGGGACUUCGGGGGCGGCGGCGGGGUCCAACACCACCAGGUCGUCCCGCCGCGAGGCGCCACGCGAAGCUCCCCCACUGCAGGAGGAGAGGCCGGCGCCCCCGGAACCCGCUGCAGACAACCCGCUAGCCGAGCCGCUCGAGCGGCCGCGGGGGCCGGACGAGGACGAAGAGGAAGCGGCCGCAGCGCCCCGGAGUCUUUGAGCCUCUCCGCGUUGGGGGCGGUCGGGAAUCUUCGUCCCCCAAGCCCACAGGCUGGACUUUGCAGCAGGACCGGCUCCGGAGCCCUCCGGAGUGACCCCUACGCGAGCGAACGCCCCCACACACCUCAGCGGUAGCCAGCUCGCCCCGGGAGCGGGUAACGCACAACCGGAUCUUCAGCCAAGGGACCACGAUUCGCCGGGGACUCGGGGUUUGAUCUUCCCAGCACCCGUGCUGCGCCAGGGCCCUGAGC
This is a messenger RNA of Arvicola amphibius (Eurasian water vole), 892 nucleotides long. It is a transcript of the gene Inafm2, whose product is annotated as InaF motif containing 2. Bases 184 to 642 code for a protein of 152 amino acids. The transcript has a single exon. Lineage: Eukaryota; Metazoa; Chordata; Mammalia; Rodentia; Cricetidae. The record is from RefSeq and is a predicted model, not a curated record.